Equus quagga is the source of this 11226-nucleotide messenger RNA. RefSeq names its product Snf2 related CREBBP activator protein (gene SRCAP). Gene Ontology annotation, cellular component: Swr1 complex. The transcript has 34 exons. Lineage: Eukaryota; Metazoa; Chordata; Mammalia; Perissodactyla; Equidae. Bases 558 to 10244 code for a protein of 3228 amino acids. The record is from RefSeq and is a predicted model, not a curated record. Gene Ontology annotation, molecular function: ATP binding; ATP hydrolysis activity; DNA binding.
GUGGUGGUGGUGCUGGUGGUGGCGGCCGAGACGGCGGCGGCCAUUUUGGUGAGGCCUCGGAAGCGGCGGCGGCGGUUCGCUGGGAGUAGCGUCUCUCAUUUUUCCCACCCACCGCCCGCAUCUCUGUGCCGUGAGAGGAGGCAGUGGAAGCAAGGCGGUGGCAGUAGCCACGGGCCCCAGGGGAAUUUAAAGGCCGCGAAGGCGGCAGCCAAGAGGGGGCCCUCCCCGCUCCUCGGCGGGAGGGGGGGUGGUGCCCACGCCCCCGAGGACGCAGGCGUGAUUCCCCUCAGUACGGCGGCACCGUGGAAGUACAGACUUUCACAGGGAGUGUGGUCUCAGCUCACACAGGUGCUCCAGAGGCCAGUGGACCUGAGCGGAGACUGGGACGCCCUAGUGGGCCCCGGGCCCUGGAAGGCGGGUCCCGGUGGCCGGUGGCCCAGAAUGAGGCCAGCUCCCAGCAUGCCCUGCAGCCGGACGCCAGCCCCUCGGCCAGCAGCAGUGGUGACAACGACCCAGUCAUUCUACAGGCAUCCAAAGAGGAGCCUGGGAGUGGGACCAUGCAGAGCAGCCCCUCCCCUGCUCACCCUCAGCUCCCAAUCCUGCAUUCACAGAUGGUGUCGGACGGCAUGACAGGCAGCAAUCCUGUGUCCCCUGCCUCAUCCAGUUCCCCAGCCUCUAGUGGGGCAGGUGGCAUCUCCCCCCAGCAUAUAGCUCAAGAUUCCUCUCUGGAUGGACCUCCAGGGCCCCCAGAUGGUGCCACAGUGCCCCUGGAGGGGCUUAGCUUACCCCAGGCUGCUGACCUGGCUAACAAGGGCCCAAAAUGGGAGAAGAGCCAUGCUGAGAUUGCAGAGCAGGCCAAGCAUGAGGCUGAGAUUGAGACUCGGAUUGCGGAGCUGCGGAAGGAGGGUUUCUGGUCACUGAAGAGGCUGCCUAAAGUACCUGAGCCUCCCCGCCCCAAAGGCCACUGGGACUAUCUAUGUGAGGAGAUGCAGUGGCUCUCUGCUGACUUUGCUCAGGAGCGUCGUUGGAAACGGGGUGUGGCCCGUAAGGUGGUGCGCAUGGUGAUCCGGCACCACGAGGAGCAGCGGCAGAAAGAGGAACGGGCCCGGAGGGAGGAGCAGGCCAAGCUGCGCCGAAUUGCCUCCACCAUGGCCAAGGAUGUCAGGCAGUUCUGGAGCAGCGUGGAGAAGGUGGUGCAAUUCAAGCAACAGUCCCGACUCGAGGAAAAGCGCAAAAAAGCUCUGGACUUGCACCUGGACUUCAUUGUGGGGCAAACUGAAAAGUACUCAGACCUUCUGUCUCAGAGCCUCAACCAGCCACUAGCCUCCAGCAAAGCUGGCUCUUCUCCUUGCCUUGGCUCUUCCUCAGCUGCCUCUAGUCCUCCACCCCCAGUUGCCCGGCUGGAUGAUGAAGAUGGGGACUUCCAACCCCAAGAGGAGGAGGAAGAGGAUGAUGAGGAGACAAUUGAGGUUGAAGAACAGCAGGAAGGCAAUGAUGCAGAGACCCAGAGACGUGAGAUUGAGCUGCUUCGACGUGAGGGAGAACUGCCACUGGAAGAGCUGCUCCGUUCCCUCCCCCCUCAGCUGCUAGGAGGGCCUUCCAGCCCCUCGAGAACCCCCUCAUCUCGUGAUAGUGACACCCGAGAUGGGCCUGAAGAAGGUGGUGAAGAAGAGCCUUCUCAGGUGUUGAAGGUAAAGCCCACACCCUCCUCUGUCACACAGUGCAACAAAAAACCUUGGCAUGCAGAUGAGGAUGACGAAGAGUUUACUGCCAAUGAGGAUGAAGCGGAGGAUGAAGAGGACACCAUCGCAGCUGAGGAGCAGUUGGAAGGGGAGGUGGAUCAUGCCAUGGAGCUGAGCGAGUUGGCUCGAGAAGGUGAGCUGUCUGUGGAGGAGCUACUGCAGCAGUAUGCAGGAGCCUAUGCUUCUGAUGCCUCUGCACCAGGUUCUGGGAGUAGUGAAGAGGAAGAUGAAGAUGAGGUUGAGGCUAACAGCUCUGACUUUGAACCAGAGGGGGCCACAGAAGCUGAAGAGGCUCCUCAAGAGGAUAGUAGCAGUCAGUCAGACUCUGCUGAGGAGCAGAGCGAGGAUGAGGAAGAUGAGCAUUCAGAGGAGGAGGAAACAAGUGGAAGUUCAGAAUCAGAAGAAUCUGAAUCUGAUGAAUCUGAGGAGUCCCAGUCACAGAGCCAAGCAGAUGAGGAAGAGGAGGAAGAUGAUGACUUUGGGGUGGAGUACUUGCUUGCCCGGGAUGAAGAACGGAGUGAGGUAGAUGGUGGCAGUGGACCUCCCACCCCUGGGCCCACCACCACUCUAGGCCCUAAGAAAGAAAUUACUGACAUCGCUGCAGCAGCUGAAAGUCUCCAGCCCAAGGGUUACACCUUGGCCACUACCCAGGUGAAGACACCCAUCCCCCUGCUCUUGCGGGGCCAGCUCCGGGAGUACCAACACAUUGGGCUGGACUGGCUGGUUACUAUGUAUGAGAAGAAGCUUAAUGGCAUUCUUGCUGAUGAGAUGGGGCUAGGCAAAACAAUCCAGACCAUCUCCCUGCUUGCCCACUUGGCUUGUGAGAAAGGUAACUGGGGUCCCCAUUUGAUCAUUGUUCCCACCAGUGUGAUGUUGAACUGGGAAAUGGAGCUGAAACGUUGGUGCCCUAGCUUUAAAAUCCUCACUUACUAUGGAGCCCAGAAAGAGAGGAAGCUCAAGCGGCAGGGCUGGACCAAGCCCAAUGCCUUCCAUGUGUGUAUCACGUCUUACAAGCUGGUGCUGCAGGACCACCAGGCCUUCCGCCGCAAGAACUGGCGCUAUCUCAUUCUGGAUGAGGCUCAGAACAUCAAGAACUUCAAGUCACAGCGCUGGCAAUCACUGCUCAAUUUCAACAGCCAGAGACGCCUGCUCCUGACAGGAACUCCCUUGCAGAACAGUCUUAUGGAGCUGUGGUCCUUGAUGCACUUUUUGAUGCCCCAUGUCUUCCAGUCUCAUCGGGAGUUCAAAGAAUGGUUCUCUAACCCCCUAACUGGCAUGAUUGAGGGCAGCCAAGAGUACAAUGAAGGUCUAGUCAAACGCCUCCAUAAGGUUUUGCGGCCUUUUUUGCUGCGCCGAGUUAAGGUGGAUGUUGAGAAGCAGAUGCCUAAAAAGUAUGAGCAUGUUAUCCGCUGCCGGCUCUCCAAGCGCCAACGCUGUCUCUAUGAUGACUUCAUGGCACAGACUACAACUAAGGAGACACUAGCCACGGGCCAUUUCAUGAGCGUCAUCAACAUUUUGAUGCAGCUGCGAAAAGUCUGCAAUCAUCCAAACCUGUUUGACCCUCGACCUGUUACCUCCUCUUUCAUCACCCCAGGCAUCUGCUUCAGCACCGCCUCUCUGGUGCUAAGGGCCACUGAUGUCCACCCCCUCCAGCGGAUAGACAUGGGUCGCUUUGAUCUUAUUGGCCUGGAGGGUCGUGUCUCUAGAUAUGAGGCUGACACAUUUCUACCCCGACACCGCCUCUCCCGCCGGGCACUGCUCGAGGUUGCUACUGCUCCUGACCCCCCACCCCGGCCCAAGCCAGUCAAGAUGAAGGUCAACAGGAUGCUGCAGCCAGUGCCCAAGCAAGAAGGCCGGACAGUGGUGGUGGUGAACAGCCCACGGACCCCCCUGGGCCCUGUCCCAGUUCGACCCCCUCCAGGCCCUGAGCUCUCAGCCCCGCCUACCCCUGGCCCGACCCCCCCAGUGCUGCCAGCACCACUGAUGGUGUCGCCCUCACCUGCUGGGCCCCCGCUUAUUCCAGCAUCCCGGCCUCCUGGCCCUGUUCUGUUGCCCCCACUGCAACCAAACAGUGGUCCUCUACCCCAGGUGUUGCCAUCCCCCCUGGGGGUCCUGAGUGGGACCUCACGGCCUCCCACGCCAACCCUGUCCCUGAAGCCGGCCCCACCUGCCCCUGUUCGCCUGAGCCCUGCCCCACCCCCAGGCUCUUCCAGCCUUUUGAAGCCCCUGACAGUACCACCAGGCUAUACCUUCCCUUCUGCUGCUGCCACCACCACCUCUACCACCAUAGCCACUGCUCCCACCACAGCAGUGCCAGCUCCUACUCCUGCAUCACAGCGCCUCAUCCUGUCUCCUGAUAUGCAGGCUCGCCUGCCCUCAGGUGAAGUGGUCAGCAUCGGGCAGUUGGCCUCACUGGCACAACGUCCAGUGGCUAGUGCAGGGGGAAGCAAACCUCUCACCUUCCAAAUCCAGGGCAACAAGCUGACUUUGACUGGUGCCCAGGUGCGCCAGCUUGCUGUGGGGCAGCCCCGCCCGCUGCAAAGGAAUGUGGUGCACCUGGUGUCAGCAGGGGGGCAGCACCACCUCAUCAGCCAGCCUGCCCAUGUGGCCCUCAUCCAGGCCGUGGCCCCGACCCCUGGCCCUACCCCUGUCUCUGUGCUGCCUUCUUCGACCCCCAGCACCACCCCUGCCCCUACUGGCCUCAGCCUUCCGCUUGCUGCUAACCAGGUGCCACCAACCAUGGUGAAUAAUACAGGCGUGGUGAAGAUUGUAGUGAGACAGGCCCCUCGGGAUGGACUGACUCCUGUUCCUCCGUUGGCCCCAGCACCCCGACCUCCAAGCUCUGGGCUUCCAGCUGUGUUGACUCCACGCCCCACAUUAACCCCUGGCCGACUACCCACACCUACUCUGGGUACUGCCCGGGCCCCCAUACCCACGUCCACUCUGGUGAGGCCCCUUCUCAAGCUGGUCCACAGUCCUUCGCCCGAAGUCAGUGCUUCAGCACCCGGAGCUGCUCCCUUGGCCAUCUCUUCUCCUGUCCCUGUGCCAUCCUCACUCCCUGGGCCAGCCUCACUCCCUGGGCCAGCCUCUUCUCCAGUGCCAGUUCCCAACUCCUCUACCCUUGCUAGUCCUGUGUCCUCUACAGUCUCACUUCCAGUGUCAUCUUCACUCCCCAUCUCUAUCUCCUCCACACUUCCUGCCCCAGUCUCCGCUCCAGUCACCAUCCCCAUAUCAACCCCCUUGCCUGUUUCGCCUUCGGGUCCAGCUCUGUUGACCAAUGUGACUCCAGCACUGGCACCUGUUGUCUCAGCGGCUCCUGGACCUCCCUCUUUGGCACCAGCUGGGGCUUCCCCGUCAGCGUCAGCCUUGACUCUAGGUUUGGCCACAACUCCAUCCCUGUCCCCAUCUCAGGCACCGGGUCACCCUCUGUUGUUGGCUCCAACCUCUUCACAUGUUCCAGGGUUGAACUCAGCCAUGGCCCCAGCAUGUUCACCUGUCCUGGUGCCAGCUUCUGCUCUGGCCAAUCCUUUUCCGGCAGCACCAAAUCCAGCUCCAGCUCAGGCUUCCCUUCUGGCUCCAGCACCUUCUGCAUCUCAGGCUCUAGCCACCUCUCUGGCUCCCAUGGUGGCUCCACAGACAGCAAUCCUGGCUCCUUCUCCAGCUCCUUCCCUGGCUCCUCUUCCAGUCCUGGCUCCAUCGCCAGGUCCCGCUCCUGUACUGGCUCCAUCGCAGACUCCAGUUCUGGCUUCAUCAUCUACUCCGGGAACUCCUUUAGCCUCAGCUUCUUCACUGGUGCCAGCCCCACCUCCUGUGUUGGCUCCAUCAUCAACUCAAACUAUGGUACCAGCCCCAGUUCCGUCACCUCUUCCGAGCCCGGCUUCUACACAGACACUGGCCUUAGCUCCAGCUUUAGCAUCCACUCUUGGUGGCUCGUCUCCUUCUCAGACACUCUCUUUGGGAGCAGGGAACUCCCAGGGGCCCUUUCCAGCUCAGACAUUGUCAUUGACUCCAGCAUCAUCACUAGUACCAGCUCCAGCCCAGACACUGUCUUUGGCACCAGGACCACCACUGGGUCCAUCUCAGACGCUGUCUCUGGCUCCAGCUUCUCCGAUGGGCCUGGCCCCAGCUCACACGCUGACUUUGGCUCCAGUAUCAUCAUCUGCUUCACUCCUGGCCCCAGCUUCAGUGCAAACACUGACCUUGAACCCAGCCCCAGUUCCAGUGCCCACCUUGGGCCCAACUGCAGCUCAGACUCUGGCACUGGCCCCAGCCUCAACACAGGCCCCAGCUUCCCAGGCAUCCUCCCUUGUGGUUUCAGCAUCUGGCGCCGCUCCCUUGCCUGUCACCAUGGUAUCCCGGCUGCCUGUUUCCAAGGAUGAGCCUGAGACACUGACAUUGCUCUCUGGUCCCCCCAGCCCUCCCUCCACUGCUACCUCGUUCAGUGGUUCCCGGCCUCGACGCCAACCCCCACCACCACCUCGUUCCCCUUUCUACCUGGACUCUUUGGAGGAAAAGCGAAAGCGGCAGCGGUCUGAACGCCUGGAACGGAUUUUCCAACUUAGUGAGGCUCAUGGGGCCCUGGCACCAGUGUAUGGGACUGAAGUCUUGGAUUUCUGUACCCUGCCCCAACCUGUUGCCAGCCCUAUCGGCCCUCAUUCUCCUGGUCCCAGCCAUCCCACCUUUUGGACUUAUACCGAGGCUGCCCGCCAGGCUGUACUGUUUCCCCAGCAACGACUAGACCAGCUGUCAGAAAUCAUUGAGAGGUUCAUCUUUGUCAUGCCUCCUGUGGAGGCACCUCCCCCUUCCCUACAUGCCUGCCACCCACCUCCUUGGCUGGCCCCACGUCAGGCAGCCUUCCAGGAGCAGUUGGCCUGUGAGCUCUGGCCCCGGGCUCGUCCUCUGCACCGUAUUGUAUGUAACAUGCGCACCCAGUUCCCUGACUUGAGGCUCAUCCAGUAUGAUUGUGGAAAGUUGCAAACAUUGGCAGUGCUCUUGCGACAGCUGAAGGCGGAGGGCCACCGGGUGCUCAUAUUCACCCAGAUGACCCGAAUGCUGGAUGUAUUGGAGCAGUUUCUCACCUACCACGGCCACCUCUACUUGCGUCUGGAUGGGUCUACUAGAGUUGAACAGAGACAGGCCUUGAUGGAACGAUUCAAUGCAGACAAACGCAUCUUCUGCUUCAUCCUUUCAACUCGGAGUGGGGGUGUGGGUGUGAAUCUAACAGGAGCAGACACUGUUGUGUUUUAUGACAGCGACUGGAAUCCCACCAUGGAUGCUCAGGCCCAGGAUCGCUGUCACCGAAUUGGCCAGACUCGAGAUGUCCACAUUUAUAGGCUUAUCAGUGAACGGACAGUGGAGGAGAACAUCCUAAAAAAGGCAAAUCAGAAGAGAAUGUUGGGAGACAUGGCCAUUGAGGGAGGCAACUUCACCACUGCCUAUUUUAAACAGCAGACCAUCCGAGAGCUGUUUGAUAUGCCCCUGGAGGAGCCAUCUGGCUCAUCUCUACCCUCUGCCGCUGAAGAGGAGGAAGAGACUGUGGCUAGCAAGCAGACCCAUAUCUUGGAGCAGGCAUUGUGUCGGGCAGAGGAUGAAGAGGAUAUCCGUGCGGCCACCCAGGCCAAGGCUGAACAGGUGGCUGAGCUUGCAGAAUUCAAUGAGAAUGAUGUGUUUCCUGCUGGUGAUGGAGAGGAGGCUGGUCGGCCUGGGGCUGAGGAUGAGGAAAUGUCCCGGGCUGAGCAGGAAAUUGCUGCCCUUGUAGAACAGCUGACCCCCAUUGAGCGUUAUGCCAUGAAAUUCCUGGAAGCCUCACUGGAGGAGGUGAGCCGAGAGGAACUCAAGCAGGCAGAAGAGCAAGUGGAAGCUGCCCGCAAGGACCUGGACCAAGCCAAGGAGGAGGUGUUCCGCCUACCCCAAGAGGAGGAGGAGGGGCCAGGGGUUGGGGAUGAGGUUUCCUCUGGGACUAGUGGAGGCAGCCACCGGCGCAGUAAGAAAGCCAAGGCCCCUGAAAGGCCAGGGACUCGCGUCAGUGAGCGUCUACGUGGAGCCCGGGCUGAGACUCAAGGGGCAAACCACACUCCUGUCACAUCCACCCAUCACACCCGCAGCACCUCCACACCUCCCCGCUGCAGUCCUGCCAGGGAGCGAGUUCCCCGGCCAGUGCCUAGGCCUCGACCCACUCCAGCCUCAGCUCCUGCUACAAUCCCUGCCCCAAUCCCCAUUUCAGCCCCAAAUCCAAUAACCAUGCUUCCUGUCCAUAUCUUGCCUUCUCCCCCACUUCUUCCUUCUCAGAUUCCUCCCUCUUGUUCUUCUGCCUGUACCCCUCCUCCUGCCUGUACCCCUCCACCAGCUCAUACCCCACCUCCAGCCCAAACCUCUCUCUUAACUCCUUCCUCCCCUCUCCUGCUUGGUUUACCUUCUGUGCCCGUCUCCCCGCCAGUCACCAACCUCCCUUUGGGCUUGGAGCCUGAGGCAGAGCUGUGUGCACAAACAUUGGCAUCUACUGAGUCCCUGGAGCUGGCUGAUAUGGCCAGUUCUGAGACGCUUACUCUUGUGCCCGCUAAGGAUCUGUUGCCAGUUGCUGUUGAGAUCCUGCCUAUGUCAGAGAAGAACAUUUCUCUCACCUCUACUGCACCUAGCCCAACUCUGGAGGCUGGCAGUGUCCCCAACGGUCAAGAGCAAGAGGUGCCAGAGCCUGCCGAGGGGACCAUCCUCACAGUGCUGCCUGAUGGUGAGGAGGUGCCUACGUGUCUGAGUGAGAGCAAUGGGCUGGAGCUCCCACCCUCAGUGGCAUCUGAUGAGCUGCUUCAGGAGCCGUUGGAAGCUGACAAGAACUCAGAAGAGCUGGUGGAGUCCCAGACCGCAACCUCCAGCCCUGAGAAGCCACAGGACCGUGUUUCAGCUGAGGUGGCAGCCCCAUCAACCUCAUCCUCGGCCACCUCUUCACCUGAGGGUUCUUCACCUGUCCGGCCCCCUCGGCGUCGCACCAGUGCCGAUGUAGAAAUUAGGGGUCAGGGGGCUGGUCGGCCAGGACAGCCUCCAGGCCCCAAAGUGCUUCGCAAGCUGCCAGGACGGCUAGUGACUGUUGUAGAGGAAAAGGAACUGGUGAGGCGACGGCGACAGCAGCGGGGAACUGCCAGCACCCUAGUGCCUGGGGUCUCUGAGACUGGUGCCAGCCCGGGAAGCCCAUCUACCCGCAGCAUGUCAGGGCCGGAAUCCUCACCUUCCACCAGUGGUCCCUGUGAAGCUGCUCCCCCAUCCUCACUGUCCACCCCAACUCAGCAGCCCUUCAUAGCUCGCCGUCACAUUGAGCUGGGGGUGACUGGUGGGGGCAGCCCAGAGAAUGGAGAAGGGGCACUGCUUGCCAUCACACCUCCUGCUGUGAAACGUCGGAGGGGGAGGCCCCCCAAGAAGAACAGGUCUCCAGCAGAUGCUGGGCGCGGGGUGGAUGAGGUGCCUUCAUCCAUCUCUAAGGGAAAAACCAAUGGGGCUGACCCAGACCCUGGGGCUGAAACCCUUAUUGUUGCGGAGCCUGUUCUGGGACCCCAGGUUAUUCCUGGGCCCCAACCUCUUGGACCCCAGCCAAUUCAUAGACCCGAGCCCAUCCUGUCACCUGUGGAGAAAAGAAGGCGUGGGCGACCCCCUAAGGCACGAGAUUUGCCCAUUCCUGGGACCAUUUCCUCUCCAGGGGAUGGCAACUUAGAGAGCCGGACACAGCCACUCCCACUACCACCACCCCUGCCACCACUUCCACCACUCCUAGCCUGUCCCACUGCUACUGUCGCCAACACUGUCUCUACUCUCACCAUUUCAACAUCCCCCCCCAAGCGGAAGCGGGGCCGACCUCCCAAGAAUCCACCAUCACCUCGGCCCAGUCAACUGCCUGUCUUGGACCGUGAUAGCUCUUCUAUCCUUGAGAGCUGUGGCUUGGGGAGGCGGCGGCAACCCCAGGUUCAAGGGGAGAGUGAGGGUAGUUCCUCUGAUGAGGAUGGAAGCCGCCCCCUCACCCGCCUUGCCCGCUUGCGGCUUGAAGCAGAGGGAAUGCGGGGACGAAAGAGUGAAGGGUCCAUGGUGGUGGCUGUAAUUCAGGAUGACCUGGAUCUAGAUAGUGGGCCUGGUGGGUUAGAAUUGACAGCUCCCAUGGUCUCAUUAGCUCCAAAAUUGCGCUCAACCCGGCUGCGUCCAGGGUCUCUAGUCCCCCCGCUAGAGACUGAGAAGGUGCCUCGCAAACGGGCAGGGGCCCCAGUUGGUGGGGGUCCUGCCUUGGCAAAGCGUGGCCGCCUACAGCCCCCAAGUCCCCUGGGGCCUGAGGGUUCAGUAGAGGAGUCUGAGGCCGAAGUCUCAGGUGAGGAAGAGGAAGAGGAUGGGACCCUACGCCGCCGACCUGCCCCUCGCCGGCUUGGUGGGGCUACCAACCAAGGGGACCAGCGAAUCCUGCGCAGCAGUGCCCCUCCCCACCUGGCUGGCCCUACCAUUAGUCACAGAGGCCGCAAGGCCAAGACGUGAAUGUGCUGCCCCUCCACCUGGGCUUUCUACCAUGGCCCCUCUCCCUCUACAACCAGGCCUGACUCUGUUAACCACUACUUGAAGUCUUUUGAGGAGGAAAGCCUCCAGGGAGACAUAGGGGCCUUCUCCCUUCUUUCCACCAAAGUAGGGGGUAGGCAACUGGUUGUCAUGAAAAUGGGGCUCUUCACAUAUCCCCUUCCCUUCCACCCCACAUGGCUGGGCAGUGUUAAGGGUGGCAAGAUAGUCUCUGUCCCCACCCCCUUGUACUUGAUUCCCCAGCUAUCUUUCACAGCCCCCAACCCUUAGGGGAAGGGAGAGGGGCUUCGCUAAAUGAGUUUUUUUUUUCUUUUUUUUUUUAAGAAGAAAAAAUAAUAAACUUAGUUUCUGUAUGAGCAUCCGCGUAAGGAGGCUUCUGAUUUUCUGGUCUGGUGGAGGGUUGGAUGGGAAGUUGGGCAUCAUUUUUCUCCUGUCUCUUGCUGUUGCCAAGACCCUGGUACCUGAUCUCUAACCCAGAAAUAUGUAUCUUUGAGGCACAAAUCUCAACCCAAGGAGAGGGAAGAUUGGCAAGUCCUCUUAGGGUGCCUUUCCCUAAAGUUUCAGUUUUAAGUCCCUCAGACUCGUACUUUUCCUCUCUUCCUUUCUAUUCUCUUAGUUCUCUGACUUUGUCUCAGAGCUCUCUGAUGCCUCAAGACUUUUCCCCGCUGUUAGCCCUCUUGCUCAGGCGCUUUCAUUCCUUUUCCAGAAGGCAGAUAUCCUACCUCCAGUUGCUCCAUCCUUUCCCCUUCCUUGUUUUCCUCCAUCUAGCCAAACUGGUUUGAGUCAGCCACACCCCUUCCGAGCUCCUGGGGCUCUUCAGGUGGUGGCUGACCACCCAACCCCACCCCUGGGCUUGGCUUGGAGCCCUGACUCAGCUCCAUCUCCACCCAAGCCAAAGCAAACGUGAGGCAGGAGCGAAAACUGAGUCCUUCAAGGCCUAUAGCCA